Molecule: messenger RNA, 1073 nt
Organism: Anopheles aquasalis
Lineage: Eukaryota; Metazoa; Arthropoda; Insecta; Diptera; Culicidae
Gene: Mt2
Product: tRNA (cytosine(38)-C(5))-methyltransferase
Cellular component (GO): nucleus
Molecular function (GO): methyltransferase activity
Source: RefSeq, a predicted model, not a curated record
CCGGAGUGUGACAACAGACACGGCGCGUGGGAAAAAUGGAAAACCCGGAGCACGAGAAAUCCGUGAAAACGUUUCGCGUUUUAGAACUUUUCAGCGGAAUCGGUGGCAUGCAGAUGGCCCUCGAGCGAACUGGCAAAUCGUUCGAGAUCGUUUCGGCCAUAGAUGUGAAUCCCAUCGCCAAUUCGGUGUACACGCACAAUUUUGGAGAAAAGGCAGCUCGCAACGGCAACAUAUUGAGUCUUACGUCGAAAACCAUUUCCAAACUGGCCAUCGAUACCAUUCUCAUGUCGCCCCCGUGUCAACCGUUUACGCGUAAUGGAAAGUUCAACGAUAUCCACGAUCGCCGCUCUGACCCGUUCCUUCACCUCUGCGAUCUCUUGCACGAAAUCCCGACCGUGGAGUUUAUACUGAUGGAAAAUGUGAAGGGAUUCGAAGGAUCGCAAGCCUGUGCCCUAUACAAGGCGCGUCUGAAAGAGGCCGGAUUCGAACAUCAGGAGUAUGUGCUCUCUCCACACCAGUUCGGUAUACCGAACACACGCCAUCGGUACUACUGCCUAGCAAAGCGGAAAGGCAAAGGAUUUAAGCGAACUGGCGAUGGAACUAUCAUCACACAUCCCAGCGACGAUGGUGGCACCGUUCCGCUUUUAACGAUUGGUGAUAUAGUCGAUCCCGGCGAGAACGACGAAAAGCAUUUGCUGAAAGAGGCGGCACUAAGAAAACAUUUGCCUAUCAUGGAUGUUUGCACGCCCGAGUCGACUAACUCGAUGUGCUUCACCAAGGCGUACACCCACUACGCCGAAGGGACUGGGUCAGUGUACACCCCACACUCGAAGCAGCAGUUUGACAAAGUUUAUCAAAGCGCAUCCAACGCGACGGACGAAUUGGAAAAGAUGGCUCUUUUGCGAUCUUUGCGCGUUCGGUAUUUCUCCCCGCAGGAGGUGGCUAAACUAAUGAGUUUUCCCAAAAGUUUCAAUUUUCCCGAAACCGUAACGGACAAGCAGCGGUAUCGAGUCCUGGGCAACAGCAUUAACGUUCACGUUGUUAGUUAUUUGUUGGAGGAACUGAAAUAAAGA